Oncorhynchus mykiss (rainbow trout) is the source of this 2741-nucleotide messenger RNA. NCBI's taxonomy places the organism in Eukaryota, Metazoa, Chordata, Actinopteri, Salmoniformes, Salmonidae. The record is from RefSeq and is a predicted model, not a curated record.
CAAGGGAUUACAGGUAUGUAUGGUGUGUAUGGUAGUCAAGGGAAUACAAGUGUGUAUGGUAGUCAAGGGAAUACAGGUGUGUAUGGUAGUCAAGGGAAUACAGGUAUGUAUGGUAGUCAAGGGAAUACAGGUGUGUAUGGUGUGUAUGGUAGUCAAGGGAAUACAGGCGUGUAUGGUAGUCAAGGGAAUACAGGUGUGUAUGGUAGUCAAGGGAAUACAGGUAUGUAUGGUGUGUAUGGUAGUCAAGGGAAUACAGGUGUGUAUGGUAGUCAAGGGAUUACAGGUAUGUAUGGUAGUCAAGGGAAUACAGGUAUGUAUGGUAGUCAAGGGAAUACAGGUGUGUAUGGUAGUCAAGGGAAUACAGGUAUGUAUGGUAGUCAAGGGAAUACAGGUGUGUAUGGUAGUCAAGGGAAUACAGGUAUGUAUGGUAUGUAUGGUAGUCAAGGGAAUACAAGUGUGUAUGGUAGUCAAGGGAAUACAGGUAUGUAUGGUAUGUAUGGUAGUCAAGGGAAUACAGGUGUGUAUGGUAGUCAAGGGAAUACAGGUAUGUAUGGUGUGUAUGGUAGUCAAUGGAAUACAGUUAUGUAUGGUAGUCAAGGGAAUACAGUUAUGUAUGGUAGUCAAGGGAUUACAGGUGUGUAUGGUAGUCAAGGGAAUACAGGUGUGUAUGGUAGUCAAGGGAUUACAGGUAUGUAUGGUGUGUAUGGUAGUCAAGGGAAUACAGGCGUGUAUGGUAGUCAAGGGAAUACAGGUGUGUAUGGUAGUCAAGGGAAUACAGGUAUGUAUGGUGUGAAUGGUAGUCAAGAGAAUACAGGUGUGUAUGGUAGUCAAGGGAUUACAGGUAUGUAUGGUAGUCAAGGCAAUACAGGUAUGUAUGGUAGUCAAGGGAAUACAGGUGAGUAUGGUAGUCAAGGGAAUACAGGUAUGUAUGGUAGUCAAGGGAAUACAGUUGUGUAUGGUAGUCAAGGGAAUACAGGUAUGUAUGGUAGUCAAGGGAAUACAAGUGUGUAUGGUAGUCAAGGGAAUACAGGUAUGUAUGGUAUGUAUGGUAGUCAAGGGAAUACAGGUGUGUAUGGUAGUCAAGGGAAUACAGGUGUGUAUGGUAGUCAAGGGAAUACAGGUGUGUAUGGUAGUCAAGGGAUUACAGGUAUGUAUGGUAGUCAAGGGAAUACAGUUAUGUUUGGUAGUCAAGGGAAUACAGGUGUGUAUGGUAGUCAAGGGAAUACAGGUGUAUAUGGUAUGUAUGGUAGUCAAGGGAAUACAGUUAUGUAUGGUAGUCAAGGGAAUACAGGUAUAUAUGGUAGUCAAGGGAAUACAGUUAUGUAUGGUAGUCAAGGGAAUACAGGUAUAUAUGGUAGUCAAGGGAAUACAGUUAUGUAUGGUAGUCAAGGGAAUACAGGUGUGUAUGGUAGUCAAGGGAAUACAGGUAUGUAUGGUAUGUAUGGUAGUCAAGGGAAUACAGGUGUGUAUGGUAGUCAAGGGAAUACAGUUAUGUAUGGUAGUCAAGGGAUUACAGGUGUGUAUGGUAGUCAAGGGAAUACAGGUGUGUAUGGUAGUCAAGGGAUUACAGGUAUGUAUGGUGUGUAUGGUAGUCAAGGGAAUACAGGCGUGUAUGGUAGUCAAGGGAAUACAGGUAUGUAUGGUAUGUAUGGUAGUCAAGGGAAUACAGGUGUGUAUGGUAGUCAAGGGAAUACAGGUAUGUAUGGUAGUCAAGGGAAUACAGGUGUGUAUGGUAGUCAAGGGAAUACAGGUAUGUAUGGUAUGUAUGGUAGUCAAGGGAAUACAAGUGUGUAUGGUAGUCAAGGGAAUACAGGUAUGUAUGGUAUGUAUGGUAGUCAAGGGAAUACAGGUGUGUAUGGUAGUCAAGGGAAUACAGGUGUGUAUGGUAGUCAAGGGAAUACAGGUAUGUAUGGUGUGUAUGGUAGUCAAGGGAAUACAGUUAUGUAUGGUAGUCAAGGGAAUACAGUUAUGUAUGGUAGUCAAGGGAUUACAGGUGUGUAUGGUAGUCAAGGGAAUACAGGUGUGUAUGGUAGUCAAGGGAUUACAGGUAUGUAUGGUGUGUAUGGUAGUCAAGGGAAUACAGGCGUGUAUAGUAGUCAAGGGAAUACAGGUGUGUAUGGUAGUCAAGGGAAUACAGGUAUGUAUGGUAUGUAUGGUAGUCAAGGGAAUACAGGUGUGUAUGGUAGUCAAGGGAAUACAGGUGUGUAUGGUAGUCAAGGGAAUACAGUUAUGUAUGGUAGUCAAGGGAAUACAGGUGUGUAUGGUAGUCAAGGGAAUACAGGUGUAUAUGGUAUGUAUGGUAGUCAAGGGAAUACAGUUAUGUAUGGUAGUCAAGGGAAUACAGGUAUAUAUGGUAGUCAAGGGAAUACAGUUAUGUAUGGUAGUCAAGGGAAUACAGGUGUGUAUGGUAGUCAAGGGAAUACAGGUAUGUAUGGUAUGUAUGGUAGUCAAGGGAAUACAGGUGUGUAUGGUAGUCAAGGGAAUACAGUUAUGUAUGGUAGUCAAGGGAAUACAGGCGUGUAUGGUAGUCAAGGGAUUACAGGUGUGUAUGGUAGUCAAGGGAAUACAGGUAUGUAUGGUAGUCAUGGAAUCUUUUAGUAGGUAUGUGAAAUGAGAAUUCAUGAGGUGAAAAUAACCCCAAAACCUUCUGUAAAAUAUGGUGGUGGCUCAUUGAUGUUAUGGGCUAUUUUGCUUCCACUGGUCAUGGGACCCUUGUUAAGGUCAACAGCAUCAGGAACUUU